CUAGUCCAGUGUAUUAGAGGAUGCUGGUCCAGUCAUGAGCUAAUUUCAGACCCAACCUCAAUCUGAAAAAAAAGAAAAGAAAAAGGAAAUCAUUUUCAUGCUGAUCAUCCUGCACUGCUGCCUUCAUCCUAUGGAGCUCUCCCUGACUGGACGCACUACACACUUGUACAGGAGAAGCUCAUCGCUGGGUAGUCUUCCAGAUAAUGCCAGGAAAGAAAACAAGGUGAGAACCAGUACGGACAAGUGGAGCGAUCGACCGCCUGUACCAACCUUACUCGGUUAUGAAGUCAUGGAGGAGAGAGCAAAGUUUACGGUCUACAAGGUCUUGGUAAGAAGAGCCCCAGACGAGAGCUGGGUGGUUUUUCGGCGCUACACAGAUUUUGUCAGGCUCAACGACAAGCUCCAAGAGAUGUUUCCCAAAUUCAGACUCUCGUUGCCACCCAAACGUCGCUUCAAAGACAACUAUGACAUGAACUUUUUGGAAGAGAGACAACAGGGCUUGCAGGCAUUCCUCCAGAAUCUGGUCGCUCAGAAAGACAUAACUAACAGUGAGGUAGUGAGAGGGUUCCUGUGCUUGGACGACCCGCCCGGUCCCUUCGAUAGUCUGGAAGAAAGCAAGGUCUACUGCGAGACCCUGGAAGACACCAACCAUCGACUGCAGAGGGAGCUGCAGGACAAAGAGCGGGAAAUCCAUUCGCUUCGACGAAUCUUGGAGGAUCGAGAGCUUCAGAUCAGAAGGCUGGAGAAAACCAAGAAAAGCAUCUGUAAGGAGAUAAGUGGCGUCCAUGCUGUGCGUAGUGAGACCUUGAAGGUCAACGUCUGCACAGAGCAGGAAGUAAGAGGGAUGGACGACGCAAGCAACCAAGACCUCAGUUCCGAGCUCCAGUCAGCAAAAAGGAGCCACGCUGCUUGCUGGAACAGUUCGUCCUAAGAAGACAGCGUGUGUGUGUGUGUGUGUAUGAGUGUCUGAGAGUGUGUGUGAGAUUCACCAGAUCAACAUGUCUUAAGGACCAGGCUUAGACCAUCCAUUGUCUGGCUUCUAGAAAGAUAUAUUUGAAGACAUGGAAAUGAGUUUUGUAAGGUCAACGGAUCUUAAACACCUGGAGAGAAAACGAUCUCUGGUUACGAAGCCACGGCUGUUUUCUUUUUGUUUCUUGAUUUUUUUUUUUUUUCUUGGCUAAAAUAUAUCAGAGACGGCCGAACAGCUGGGAUGAGAAACAAACCGAACUAUUUACAAGGCGAGAAGUGAUGGUGUCUUAGCUGUUACAGAACGCCAGGGUUGAGCAGUGCCUUCUCCGAAUUUGUCGAACAGCACCAUUUUUUAGAAUCGUAUAUCUGAACUCUGCUUUACUGUGUCUCUCGAGAGCUCGACUGCACGUUUGUUUGCGUCUGUAUGGAGGCGUGUGUGUUAGUUCACUUUGCUGUGUGUAAUACGUUGUUGUUUCCGUAGUAACGACGUCUUUAGGGAAUGAAAGCAUUUUUUAACAUCACCAACAGAAACAAAUCUUUUAUGUCCGAUAACAUUAAAUAGAACUAUACACUAGGACCAAUUUUAAAAAACGUAUAGUAUGAAAGGAAUAAAAUCUUUAGGUAUGUGCUGUAUAGGAAACAUCUGGGUUGGACAGCAAGUCCUAGAGUAUAAUAGCAUACACGUGCCUUAUUUAAUACCCUCAAUUCAAAUGGACUACUUGCUGAAAGCAGUAAAAUUCACCCAUUCUUUGUGAUAUAUAUAUAUUUUAUAUCAUAUAUUAUAUUAUUUUCAAUCCAAUGCCACGAUCAUAAUGGUUUCUAAGUUCUAACAUCCACCGUAAUCUUGGACUGUUUAUUUGGAGCCAUUCUCAGCAACGGCAAAUAUUUUUUUCAAUUGAUGAGAACUCCCGUCGAGAAGCAAGACUACCAAGAAAGAUGGAUCAGCCUGGUCUAGAGAGUGAAAGGGGUACCCAGGAAUCACUGGUACCCUGAAGAGCAAGUGUAGCUCAAAAUGAUAAUGGGGUACAAUUCUCGUGCCAAUAGCAACCACCAAUGUCAUCGCACGUGUCAACUUGUAGCUCUCUAAUCCAGCUGCACUGCACUUAGGGAACAUAAACAUGCCAAGAAAGCUAACGAACGCAGCCCUACUUUAAAAAAUUGACAUAACUAAAUUUUAUGACUUGGCUUUUAAAAUCCAUCUGUCAUAAAACAUGUACCAUUCCUAAGAUUGGUCCCAGAGUAAUGCGUAACUGUCGUGGGACCAGCUUUAUUUUAAUGGUCAGUUAUUAUUUGGCCUUUUUCUUUUUGUUUUUAAGGUACAAUGUGUUGGAAAAAAAAGGUGCAUUUCACAAUCCAAAUCUCCUGCAAGCACGUUCAAGCUUGGCAUAAUAUAACUAACCAAUGUGCAUGACUUAUGACUUAAAAUUUUUUUAAAUGAUGGAGUGUGAGUUCAACUCCUGACUACACCACAGACAUCAGUGGCUUGUAAACAGACAGCGAACCCGGGGGUACGGUAUCGUAAUAAAUCCAUGCUCCCGUUUUUUCUCGUCUUUUCCAUUGCCAAGGAACUCUUAUUACUACAUAAUUACAUUUUUUCCAUUCAUUUUUAUGCCUUUAUUUUUUCAUUGACGUUCCAAAAAGUCUAAAACACACUAACUUAAGUAAAACCUAUAUUUUAUUUACAUAGUUUCAAAUAAUGUGAAAGACAAUCACUGACAAACAUCAACUUGACACCUGCGGUUCAAUGGGAGAUUGAAACGGUAAAACAUUAGACAAUCUGGCUAAAUUAAGCUAAGUCACGUAGCACGCUAUUAUAGAUAGAUAGAUGGAUGGAUGGAUGGAUGGAUGGAUGGGUGGGCGGAAGAACGGACAGAUAUAUAUAUUUAUAUUUAUUGCUGUACCUCUACUCUUUGCUACUGGCUGGAUGUCAAGCUGUUGAAUUGUUAUUAUUACAUUGCUAUGGUCUUUAGCUUACACAUCCUGAAGUUGAAGCUAGCUAAUAGGUUAAGCCCAGGGAUGUUUAUCUGGCUCCUUUGUCUCAGAGACUAAACAUUUGGCAUUUGAAGUGGCAGGAAUUAAUCGGGUUGCCUUAAAUGUAAUGAAUGUAAUUCACUCGAGUAAAAAGUGCUUCCUUCUUGGCCACCUCAGUGACUCUGUGCUUUGCGAGGUCUGUAUCCAGUCUCAAUCCUUUGCCAAAAUGUCGUUGAGGUUCAGUUAAAGACUCGAAAUUCUACCAAGACCUGCAUGAAGACCGUUUAUUAUGGGGAGGUGUUAGCUUAGUGAGCCAAUUAGUGAGUCAAUUAGUGAGUUCAAAUCUCAGCCACUGCUGGGGCCCUGAGCAAGGCCCUUAACCCUGCUCUAGGGACUUUCAAUUACAUUUCUUUUUGCCCCCAAUAUUUUACUUUUAUAUUACAUUGCAUUUGGCAGAUCCCCUUAUAGAGAGUGGCUUACAAUUACAACUGAGCAGUUGAUGGUUAAGGGCCCAGCCGUGGCAGCUUCUGAUCCAAAGUCCAGUGCCUUAACCACUUCUCCAAGGCUGCAAUAUUUUGUCAUAGCAUUCCUAACUGUGUCAAAUCACUUCCUGCCUGUAGCCUGUUUUGUCUUGGUCAGUUCAUGUUCUUAUCAUGGUUCUCCCAUAGCCUUAUUGUUUCCUUCCUCCCUUUAACGUGUUCAGCUCCUCAUCUUGCUAUUAUUAAUUGCAGGUCUUCUUCGUGAUCUUCUAUUGUCGGUUAUUUUAUUUCCCCUGUUUGUCUGAAGACAUGUGUAGUUUGGACGCUUUCUGUUUAUUGCAGAGGUUUGUUUUGUACUCGGAUCACAGACAUUCCUGUUUCUGACCUGCAGCACCUGGUUCAUGUAUCCUGUCUUGUUUCUGUCAAAUAAACUUGAAGUGCAUUUAUACCA
Messenger RNA from Silurus meridionalis, 3870 nucleotides. Its product is annotated as sorting nexin-16-like. Gene Ontology annotation, molecular function: phosphatidylinositol binding. Gene Ontology annotation, biological process: endosome to lysosome transport; protein targeting to lysosome; early endosome to late endosome transport. NCBI's taxonomy places the organism in Eukaryota, Metazoa, Chordata, Actinopteri, Siluriformes, Siluridae. The record is from RefSeq and is a predicted model, not a curated record. Gene Ontology annotation, cellular component: extrinsic component of endosome membrane; early endosome; late endosome. Bases 98 to 931 code for a protein of 277 amino acids. The transcript is spliced from 8 exons.